UAGCUAGAUAUUGUACCUUUCGACAAUUAUAUAAUUUUACAGUUAAGCAUUUAAAAAAUAAUUUCAUAUCUUUAUUUAAAUGAAAAAUUAUAUUUUAUGUCACUCAUGAUUGGUGUGGUUAGCCUGGCCUAGUGGAUAAAAAAAGUAUAUUUUGGUAUAUAGAGUCCCAGGUUUGAUACCCAGGGUGCUAAAAAGAUUCUUCUUGUAAUUUUCUCAUUGGUGGUGUCUGUUCUCUGAUGCAAGCCAAUCAUAAUAUCCAUCUUGUCUAUCAAUGGCUUAACCAAAAAUCUUCUUUGACUUCCUAACAUGUUAAAGAGCUACUACCCUCUGUAGCAUGUUAAGUUUGGGAAAUAGAAGGAUAUAAAACUGAUUGCUUUUUUAUAUGUCACUUAUAAUUAACCAUUAUAACUCAAUUUUCAUUUUUUAAUGUAUAAAAAUGUUGAGUGUGAACUUUUGACAUCCCUUCAAUAAUCCCAAAAUUGCAAACACGUCAGAAAGUGAUAUUAAAAGAACCAAAUUUAUCAACCAUAAGUGCUAUUAAGGAAAUCGUAAAAGAAAACAAUUCUUUUAAUCUCAGUGAUGCUGACAGACGAUCAAUAUUAGAUCAAGUUCUAAGGUGUUACGUCUUGGACUUGGUAUUAUCAAAUCCAAAAAAUGUAUUUGAUAUUUGUAAAAUGUGGACAUCAUUUACAAUUGACCUUGUACGAAAUGAAAUGUGCACUGCUAUAAUGCCAGUUGUUAUAUUGUCUGAUAUGUUUGAUGUUUCAACAAUGGAUUGUUGUGAAAAAAUGUUUGAUCAUGUAGAAUGUAAUGUACAUGUGCUAAAAGAGCAUCAAUUUUUUACUGCUUGUAAAAACAAUCUUCUUCGUAUGUGCAAUGAUCUUUUGCGGCGUUUAUCUAGAUCACGCAAUACUGUUUUUUGUGGUCGUAUUCUAUUAUUCUUAGCAAAAUUUUUUCCAUUUUCUGAAAGAUCAGGUUUAAACAUCGUAAGUGAGUUUAAUUUAGAAAAUGUUACAGAAUAUUUAAAUGAAAGUAGCUUUGACCUAGUUGAUGAUAAUGUAGCACCUGAUUCAAGCAUUGGUGAUGAAUAUAAAUCUGACAUUGAAAAAGUAAAUGUUAACAAAAAUCUUUAUCUUAAAUUUUGGUCACUGCAAGAUUACUUCAGAAAUCCAAAUCAAUGUUACAAACCUGAACAUUGGAAAUUAUUUACAACACACACUGAUUUUAUUUUUUCAACUUUCCAAAGUCAUAAAUUAGAACAUGUCAGUAGAAUGGACAAUGGAGAUCAAGUUAUUCAUUAUUUUCCAAAAUAUUUAACAAACCAUAAACUUUUAGAGCUCCAAUUAAGUGAUGUUAACUUCAGGCGUUACAUCCUUAUACAAUUUCUUUUACUAUUUCAGUAUUUAAAUGCACCAGUAAAAUUUAAACCAGACAAUUACAAGUUAAAAUUUGAUCAACAAGAAUGGAUUAAAAAUGCUACAAAUAUUGUCUAUGAUCUUAUUAAUACAACACCUCCUGAUGGAGUUAAUUUUUCAGAAGUAGUAAAAAACAUAUUAAAAAGAGAGGAACAAUGGAAUAAAUGGAAAAAUGAUGGAUGUCCAGAAGUCACCAAAAGACCCAUAUGUGACAACAAUGAUUCUGAUAUGCCUACUACUAAACGUAGGCCUCGCAGGAAUUUGGGAGAUGUUAUAAAAAAUAUGACUGUUAAUAAUAAAGUUUUUCUGGGAGAUCCCGAAUUAACUAAAUUGUGGAAUUUCAAGCCUAAUAAUUUGGAAGCAUGUAAAGGUCCUGAAAGAGAUUUUUUACCAUCAUUUGAUACAUUUUUUCAGGAAGCAUUUGAACAGUUGGAUCCUGAACUUUGUAUUGAAAGUCAAUUCAGAAAAGUGAAUGAUGGAAAUUUCGGAUGGCGUGCAUUAAGACUUUUAGCACGUAAAAGUCCACAUUUUUUUGCUCAAAGUAAUAAUCCUAUUCAUAAAUUAUCAGAAUACUUAGAAAAUAUGAUUAAAAAAACUAUGAGUAAAGAAAAACAGAUGCCAGUAAAUCAAGGAUCUGAUAAAAGAGUUUCCCCAAGUAAAGAAUUAAAAAAAGAAUCCUUAGCUGAAUCUGAAGAAGUUGAUAUAACUGAUUGUAUAAAUGAUGAAAAUGAAAAUGAAAACAAUGAUGAAAUAAUAGAAGAUAAAAAUAAAAUUCCAAAACACAUCCUUAACCAAGUAGCAGAAAAAAUAGGAGAUAGAUGGAAUUUAUUUGCUGAAAAAGUUGGCUAUCAACCUGAUGAGAUUGAAUUUGUAAAAAGUAUUAGGACUACACCAUUAGAUCAAGCACUUUAUUUGUUAGAAGUAUGGAUUGAAGAUGUAGAAAACCCUAAACCAGAAGAUCUUAUUUAUAUUUUAGAAGAAAUACAAUUAAUUGAUGCAGCUAAAAUAUUAAAAUCAUUAAGUUCUUAAAUCUAUUAUUUUAGUUGUUAUGUUAAUAUUUAAUUUAAAUUUAAAUAUUUUUAUAAUACUAUUGUAAACAAUUACGUCCUCUUUUAUGGAAUAAUUUUAUUUAAAACAAAAUAUUAAAAUAGUAUUUCGCAAAAUAAUA
Daktulosphaira vitifoliae (grape phylloxera) is the source of this 2583-nucleotide messenger RNA. RefSeq names its product THO complex subunit 1 (gene Hpr1). Gene Ontology annotation, cellular component: THO complex part of transcription export complex. The transcript has 13 exons. Gene Ontology annotation, molecular function: protein binding. Gene Ontology annotation, biological process: regulation of DNA-templated transcription elongation; signal transduction; mRNA export from nucleus. NCBI's taxonomy places the organism in Eukaryota, Metazoa, Arthropoda, Insecta, Hemiptera, Phylloxeridae. The record is from RefSeq and is a predicted model, not a curated record. The coding region runs from base 675 to 2444 and encodes 589 amino acids.